CCGGAGGCCGGGCGGAGCCGCGGGCUGAGCGGGGAGCUCGCCGAGGGGACCUCCUCGCCGCUUGCUUGCCGCCGGCCGGGGGCUCUCCUACCUCGCCAUGCCGCCGUGGAGCGCCGCCCUCGCCCUGCUCCUGGCCGCGCUCGCCCUGCUUGGCCUGCUGGCCCCUCGGCUGCAGCGCGCCGUCGGAGUGAGGACCCUGCCAGGGACCGGGGCCAGCCACAAGGAGGAGGUGGACCGCGGAGGCCCAGUGGACCAGUUCAGCGACGGGCGUGAGCCGCUCCCAGGCGGGUGCAGGCUCAUCUGUAAGCCGUCGGCGCUGGCCCAGUGCCUGCUGCGUGCCUUGCGACGCUCUGCAGCGCUGGAGCUGGGUCCGCGCUCGUGGCUCUCCGGGCCCCACCUGCAGACCCUCUGCCACUUCGUGCUGCCGGUGGGGCCGGGGCCUGAGCUGGCCCGGGAGUACCUGCAGCUGGCGGACGACGGGCUGGUAGCCCUGGACUGGGUGGUGGGACCUUGCCCCCGGGGCCGCCGGGUAACCAACGCCGGGGGCCUCCCGGCGGUGCUCCUGGUGAUCCCCAAUGCCUGGGGGCGCCUCACCCGCAACGUGCUUGGCCUCUGCCUGCUGGCCCUGGAGCGCGGCUACUACCCGGUCAUCUUCCACCGUCGCGGCCACCACGGCUGCCCGCUGGUCAGCCCCCGACUGCAACCUUUCGGGGACCCGUCCGACCUCAAAGAGGCCAUCACUUACAUCCGCUUCCGCCACCCCGCAGCCCCGCUGUUCGCAGUGAGCGAGGGCUCAGGCUCGGCGCUGCUGCUGUCCUACCUGGGCGAGUGUGGCUCCUCCAGCUACGUGACUGGCGCUGCCUGUAUCUCGCCGGUGCUUCGCUGCCGCGAGUGGUUUGAGGCCGGCCUGCCCUGGCCCUACGAGCGGGGCUUUCUGCUUCACCAGAAGAUUGCCCUCAGCAGGUAUGCCACGGCCCUGGAGGAAAUAGUGGACACCGGAAAACUGUUCAGGAGCCGCUCCCUGCGAGAGUUUGAGGAGACCCUCUUCUGCCACACCAAGAGUUUCCCCAUCAGCUGGGACACCUACUGGGAACACAACGACCCACUCCGGGAUGUGGACGAGGCGGCUGUACCUGUACUGUGCAUCUGUAGCGCUGAUGACCCUGUGUGUGGGCCCCCAAACCGCUUUCUGCCAACUGAACUUUUUCACAGCAACCCCUACUUCUUCCUCCUGCUCAGCCGCCACGGAGGCCACUGUGGCUUCCUGCGCCAGGAGCCCUUGCCAGCCUGGAGCCACGAGGUCAUCUUGGAGUAUUUCCGGGCCUUGACUGAGUUCUUCCGAACGGAAGAGAGGAUGAAAGGGCUGAGUAGGCACCGAGCUUCAUUCCUCGUGGGCCGGCGUCGCUGGGGAACCCUGCCGAAGCGGGAGGUCUCUCCCUCUUCCAAUCUGGAGGAGAUCUUUAGCUGGAAGAGAUCAUAUACAAGGUGAGACCUGAGAGCCCCCCAGCCCUGCAGGGAAGAACAGAGCUGGGCAUGAUCGAGUCCUGAAAAGGUGCAAAGGACUGAAUGGGGCAGGCAGUUCCAGCUCUUUGCCCCCACACAGUCCCUUCCCUCCUACACUGGUCUGUAGAAAGAGACGGAACUUCCAGCAAGCUGGCAUUCACUUUCCCCUGAGCGGAACGCCUGCCCAGGCCCUGCUCUACACAUUCCAGCUCAUCCUGCUUCAGCCGCUGGGCGUUCCUGUCACUGUCCCCUGUCAUCAACUUCAUAAGCCAAAGAAGAGCACCGCUUAAGUUCCUGGACUCAAGAGAAAAUGCUCACGCUCUAGCAAUGAUGCAGAGAUGAUGAGUUUUUGUGAGCCAUCGGGCAGGUCUGUCCCACCUAAGUAAUCAGCUCUGUGACCCCCGCUUUUUAAGCUGGAGCCACUUGAUGUGGUGAGGACGGGAUGUUUGUGUCUUGGUCCCACUUCUCUCGUUUUUUUUCUGCGGUUGUGGCCCUCAGCUUAUUUCAGGCGGGGCAGCUGUGGAAGUGGCUUACAGAGCUGUGUGGCUGCAUCUGUCAGGCGUGAAUGUGAGAAAGGCACAAAGGCAGUAAGUGCCAUUCUGAGACUGGGCGGGGAGGGCGACAAGGUACAGAGUGUGAGUGCCUGUGUCUGGAACACUAAAGUCCAGUCUUUCACACGAGUGUGUCAAGUUCUGCCUGGGAAUGCAGCUAAUCUGGGGCUUCAGCCUGGGACCCCAAGACUCACUGGAGAGAUCGCAAGGAUGACUUUAGUAGCAGGAAGUCCCUGCACGCAGGGUCUGCUUGCCCAUGACUUAAAGAGCCAGACUCUCAGGCACACCAGCUGCUCCUUCCAGUACUAUUUUGAUUACUCCAGGGAGUUCUAGCAAGAGCUGUUUUUCUCCUGGGAUGUGGUAAAAGUAUAUAUAUAUAUAAAAAGCAUAAACCUUGGAGUUCCCAUCGUGGUGCAGUGGAAACGAAUCCGACUAGGAAACAUGAGACUGCAGGUUCGAUCCCUGGCCUCGCUCAGUGGGUUAAGGAUCAGGCGUUGCUGGGAGCUGUGGUGUAGACUGGCAGCUGUAGCUCCGAUUCUAGCCGUAGCCUGGGAACCUCCAUAUGCCAUGAGUGUGGCCCUAAAAAAGCAAAAAAAAAAAAAAAAAAAAAAAAAAAGUAUAAACUUCCUAUCUUAGGUGUGUAUUUUUGGUUAGUUGCCCUCUUUUCUGAUACUACUAAGUAGCCUCUUCCUCUGGGGAGCCUGGAGAGACAUCUGGGACCAGAGAAAACAAACAAAAUUUCUAAGAGAUGGACUAGAGCUGACUCAGUGAUUUAUGAAUAUUUCGCAUUAUCAUUAUAUAUAUAUAUAUAUAUAUACACCUCUUUUUGCUCAAUUAUUACCAUCCACAUAGAUGCGGAAAAAGCUUUCUUCUGCAUCUGGCCACUCAGUGACUGAUUAGCUCUUUGGUUUUACGAAGACCAGUGCUAAAGAUUGGAGUAAAAUAGGCUCUGUACAGCUUGAUCCACACAACUUGGUUUGGAUUAAGCCAUUAAACAAUACAAUAGGGCAUCCAAUUCCUGCCCUCCCCGCCAAACAAAACAAAACACUUUGCCCUGAAGUUUUAAUCUGUCAUCAAGAAAGAGGCUACCUGUUUUCUUGUUUUGACAGGAAGCUCCAUCCUGGCCUCACAAACGGCAAAGCAAUUUUAAGGAGAGAUGUUUACCAAAAGCUAUGGCCUAAGGCUUGAGGAAUUCCUGGGGCCAUGAUUUUAGGUUUGGAUAACCUUGGCCUAUCCUUGUUCUUCUAGAUCAAAUAAGAAGAAGCUCUGAGAAUUCCCUUGUGGCACAGCAGGUUAAGGAUCCAGUUUUGUCACUGCUGUGGCUCUGGUUGAUGCUGUGGCACGGGUUCAAUCCCUGGCCUGGGAAUUUCUGCAUGCCUCAGGCAUAGCCAAAAGGAUAAAAAACUUAAAAAUUUAAAAGAAACUCUGGGAGUUCCCAUUGUGGCUCAGCAGUUAAUGAACCUGACUGGCAUCCAUGAGGACGCAGGUUCAAUCUCUGGCCUCCCUCAAUGGGUUAAGGACCCAGCAUUGCCGAGAGCUGUGGUGUAGGUUGCAGACGUGGCUCAGAUCCCAUGUUGCUGUGGCUGUGGUGUAGGCCGGUGGCUACAGCUCCGACUGGACUCCUAGCCUGGGAACCUCCAUAUGCCGCAGGGGUGGCCCUAAAGACAGAAAGACAAAAAAAAAAAAAAAAGAAGAAAAGAAACUCUGAACUAUCCAAGAUUCUAAACUGAAAUGCAGACAACACUGACCUAAGGCAUAUUAUCCCAUCAUGAAAAAAUGACCUCCGUCCUUCCUCACUUCUGGUUCCUCCUCCUGCACAUUCUUCACCUAACAUUCUUUCACCAUGUCUGUCUGAGCAGGAGAAAAUAUAAGGAAGUGUACCCUAAAGAAGACAUCCUAUUUCUAGUUAACCGCCUUGGUGUAAAGCUUGGCGAAGAAUUUCUGACAUCUGACUGCCCCCCACCCCCAGCAUCUGAUUCAGUGAGGAUUUCAGUUAACAGCCUCAGUUAAUUGAUUUCAGCAUCGUAGGGUCCUGCAGUCCCAUAGGCUGGAUCCUGCGAUCAUUCAGAACUCAUUGCAAAAUGGGAAGCAGUCCAGUGUUUUUUAACCACCCUCUACUCGCGGGGAUUGAAGGACCCCUAAGGGCUAAAUUCUGGAUUGUUUCUCUAGGUCAAAUACCUCAGGACUUUGGUUCUUUUAAGAUAAUAGCUUUUGGGGAAAUGAUGGUUCCUUUUUUACAGGGAGGCAUGCUUGUGGGGGUGGGUGAGGAAGGAUAUAUAUAGUUUUAUAUAUAUAUAUAUUCCCAGUUAUACUCUUAAAGCUCUCAGAACAUCAGAACAGCCCUAGUCCAGGCUCCACUGAUGCCCUUGGAUCCACAGCCCUAGUGACCUAAAUCCUAAAGUAAUUUUUCCUGUAUGCCCUUGGUGCCAGAUGUACUCAUGAUCUGAGGAAGCUAUUUCUCUCUCAUCUUCUCACCACCAUUUGAUGACAUCACUACUUUUUAGCUCACUUUCUGGCCAAGAAAGUAUAGUUGCUAUUCAAGCAGGUUUGGGUGACCCUGUCCUUCAGUCUAAUGAUGAAGGAAUCACCCAAAUUGGCUUUGCUCUGGUUAAAAGCCAGGCACAUAUUCUGAGAGAAUGAAUAGCUCUUGCACAAACUGACUUGUUAUGAGUUUGGGGAAGCAAGAAACAAACAACAAAACAAAAGCCACAGAAAUACCACUGAGUUGGGCGUAUUCCAGGUAGCAAGACUUUAGCAAUCCUCUCAGGUCUCGUUCACUUGCUGGCUUCCAUUUUGUUCUCUUCAUUAUUUAUAAAAACACCUUCAAAUGGUAAAGGAGGAAAGAAAACAUAACCCAGUGACAAUAUAGAAGACAUUAAUUAUCUCAGAAGUAGAAACUGAGUUGUCUGUCUCCACCCACUGGAUCUGAAUGCAGGAAGCAGACAACUGCUUCUCAAGGUUUCUUUGAGUGCUACUAAGUUUUGACCUCUGAUACCAAAGAUUAGGUUAAGCUAUAACUUAAUUCUCUUAAGGAUUUAGUAUUUUUUAUAUGUAUAUACAGGUUUCCAAUGUGGCUUGGCCAGAGACGACACUAUGAAAAAACGUAGCACCAAAUCCUCGUUUUGAUAAGACAUCAUCUCUGUUCUGAGUGAAGAUAUCCCUUCUAAGACUUGAAUACUGUUAGAAAAGAGGUCUUGACACGGGAAGUGUUAUCUUGGCUUUGUAUAUAACCUCAAAACCACCCCAGAGUCAGAAGGCCCUCUGUACUCCUCUUCCACCCAGACCUCAAGAUCCUUUGUCAGUCACCCUUACUAAUGCCAAGGUUUCUUCCCUUAGAAAUGAACUUUAGUAUAAAUUUCCUUCCCUGCUUAAGCAAGCAGAUAUACGUGGCCACUUUGGCAGAACUUGCCGAUGAUACCAAGAAAUAUUUGAUUCUACAAGCCAAGCCAAAAGGAUGGCAUCAAAAACUGUUUUCACUAGUUUCAUUUUACAGAGUUAAGACUGAGAAGUUAUACCUAGGAGUAUCCAAGUGCCCAGAGAUGGAAGGAAUGCCUCAGGAAGCAGGAAGUCCCAAUGACUGGUAGGAUAUGCAAGCUAGACUGCCACAUGGCACACACAUCAUGGAGGAGGCAGGUGCUGAGAAAUAAGGGUGGUCUAUAUUAGAUAUAAGGUUCUUUUUCUUCUGAGGGUCGGUUGUGAGUUGAAAUAAUGCAAAUGAGCUCAGUGGGUUAUAAAGACUUCUGGUUAGUUUAUGGGCUUGAGGAUCAGAUAUCGGACCUGAUCCAAAUUCUGGGAGUUGGGAGAUGACAUAAAUAUUUUAAUAAAAAUAGCCUUGCCAGGAGUUCCCGUCAUGGCUCAGUGGAAAUGAAUCUGACUAGUAUCCAUGAAGAUGCAGGUUCUAUCCCUGGGCUUCCUCAGUGGCUUAAGAAGCCAGCGUUGCCAAUGAGCUGUGGUUUAGCUUGCAGAUGUGCCUCAGAUCCUGAAUUGCUGUGGCUGUGGUAUAAGCCAGCAGCUGAAGCUGAUUCAACCCUUAGCUGGGAACCUCCACAUGCUGAGAGUGCGGCCCUAAAAAGCAAAACAAAAAACAACCCCCCCCCCCAAAAAAAAACAGCCUUGCCAGAGUGACCAGAGGAUGUUUUAAGACAUCCAAUAACUAUGCUCUAAUGUAUCCAGGAAGAGCUGAAAGUUUGAAGGAAAAGAGGCAUUUUGUUAAACACAAUCAAAAACAUAUCAAAACAUAUCAAAAACAAAUGUCUCUAGCUCCUCCAGCCUGUGUAAGAAGGUAAUACCUUGUUUUAGUGUCUGCUAGAUUUGUGAUUGAACAUAAAUUUCUCUUUGACUUGUUUGCCUCUGAAUAAUAAAUUGCAGUCUCCCUGCAA
Sus scrofa (pig) is the source of this 6433-nucleotide messenger RNA. RefSeq names its product abhydrolase domain containing 15 (gene ABHD15). Gene Ontology annotation, molecular function: monoacylglycerol lipase activity; short-chain carboxylesterase activity. The record is from RefSeq and is a predicted model, not a curated record. NCBI's taxonomy places the organism in Eukaryota, Metazoa, Chordata, Mammalia, Artiodactyla, Suidae. Gene Ontology annotation, biological process: lipid metabolic process.